CCUGGCCAAAGCGACAUGACCGUCCUCUGCCCGGCCGUCUGGCUGCUGGUGGUCCUGGCCGGGGGCUGGGGGCGCGUCCAGGCGGCCCAGCUCCGGCAGUUCUAUGUGGCCGCCCAGUCCAUCAGCUGGACCUACCUGCCCGAGCCCCCGGAGCCCAGUUUGAAUCCUGUUGCCACUUCCUUUAAGAAGACCGUUUUCAGAGAAUAUGAAGCAUAUUUUAGGAAAGAGAAACCACGAUCUAAGACUUCAGGGCUCCUGGGACCGACGCUGUUUGCUGAGGUUGGGGACACCGUGAAAGUACACUUCAAGAACAAAGCCGACACGCCCGUCAGCAUUCACCCUCAAGGAAUUCAGUACAGCAAAUUCUCAGAAGGGGCGUCCUACCGAGACCACACGUCCCUGGCAGAGAAGCUGGACGACGCCGUGGCUCCUGGCCAGGAGUACACCUACGAGUGGACAAUCCAUGAGGACAGCGGGCCCACGGCUGAUGACCCCCCCUGCCUCACCCACAUCUAUUACUCCCACGUCAACCUCAUUCGGGACUUCAACUCGGGGCUCAUCGGACCGCUGCUGAUCUGUAAGAAAGGAGCCCUGGCCGAGGACGGCACCCAGAAGAUGUUUGACAACCAGCACGUGCUGAUGUUUGCCGUGUUUGAUGAGAGCAAAAGCUGGACGCCUUCGCCCGCUCUCAUGUACACGGUCAAUGGCUACGUGAACGGCACCAUGCCAGAUGUAACAGCGUGCGCCCACGACCACCUCAGCUGGCAUCUGAUCGGGAUGAGCUCGGAGCCGGAGCUGUUCUCCAUCCACUUCAACGGCCAGGUCCUGGAGCAGAGCCGCCGUCGAAUCUCCGCCGUCACCUUGGUCAGCGCCACCGCCUUGACCGCCAACAUGACCACGAGCCCGGAAGGAAGAUGGGACAUUUUGUCCCUCGUCCCCAAACACUUCCAAGCCGGAAUGCAGGCGCAUAUUGACAUUAAAAACUGCACCAAGAAGACCAGGAAGUUGAAAACCCUCUCUCGGGAGCAGAGGCGACACAUCAAGCGGUGGGAGUAUUUCAUUGCGGCAGAAGAAAUUAUUUGGGACUAUGCACCCGUCAUUCUCACCAGUAUGGACAAAAAAUAUAGAUCUCUUCACUUGGAUAAUUUCUCAAACCAAAUUGGAAAACAUUAUAAGAAGGUUGUGUACAGACAAUAUCAAGAUGCCUCCUUCACCAAACGACUGGAGAACCCCAAUGCCCAAGAAGAUGGAAUCUUGGGGCCUGUUAUCAGAGCUCAGGUCCGAGAUACGCUCAAAAUCGUGUUCAAAAACAUGGCCAGCCGACCCUAUAAUAUUUACCCUCACGGAGUGACCUUCUCGCCUUAUGAAGAUGAGGUCAACGCUUCUUCUACGUCAGGUCAGAACUCCGUCACGAGACCAGUUCAGCCAGGAGAAACGCUUACUUACAAGUGGAACAUCCUCGAGAGUGACGAACCCACGGAAAACGAUGCCCAGUGCUUGACCAGGCCAUACCAUAGUAACGUGGAUUUCACCCGGGAUAUCGCCUCUGGCCUCAUCGGGAUUCUGCUAAUUUGUAAGAGCAGGUCGCUGGACAAACGCGGCGUCCAGAGGACAGCGGACAUUGAACAGCUGGCUGUGUUUGCCGUGUUCGAUGAAAACAAGAGUUGGUACAUUGAGGACAACAUCAACAAGUUUUGUGAAAAUCCUGACGAGGUGGAUCGUGCUGACCCCAAAUUUUAUGAGUCCAACAUCAUGAGCACAAUCAACGGCUACGUGCCCGAGAGCAUACCCACUUUAGGAUUUUGUUUUGAUGACACCGUCCAGUGGCAUUUCUGCAGCGUGGGAACCCAGGACGACGUUCUGACCAUUCACUUCACCGGCCACUCCUUCAUCUAUGGGAAGAGACACGAGGACACCCUCACCCUCUUCCCCAUGAGGGGUGAAUCAGUGACUGUCACCAUGGAUAACGUGGGAACAUGGAUGUUAACGACCAUGAAUUCCCAUCGAAGAACCAAGAACCUAAGACUACGCUUCAGAGAUGUCAAGUGUAUCCGGGACGAUGACGAAGACUCGUAUGAGAUUAUCUACGAACUGGUUCCGGCCCCGACGUCCAUGUCAACGCGGAAAAUGCACGACUUUCCAGAAAACCCUGAGGAAAACGAUGACUAUUACCAGGACUUCCUGGCUUCAGAACUGGGAAUCAGGUCAUUCCGAAAUGCGUCGCUCUCCCAGGAGGAAGAGGAGUUCAACCUGACCGCCCUUGUUCUGGAGGACUAUCAUGACUCCACUUCUCUCUGGAUCCAGACAAGCGAUGCCUCUGAAGCAUCUUCUCUGAGUAACAGCAGCAAGUCCACGGCCAAUCACGAACCCCAGGAGAGCCCUACUUUCCCAGAAGGCACUGCGGCUGGUCCCCGUUCUGAAGGCGUUGGCUUAGACGAGGCCCACCCGUCUGCAAAGGAGCAGUCCAGCCCUUAUUCUGAAGACCCUGUAGAGGACCCUUCACAGUCAGAAGUUACCGACAUACUCUUGCUCCCCCAUCCAGAAGGUCCAAGAGGAUUUAGACACCAAGGGCGCAGGAAACCCCAAAGCUUCAAGACAGGGAGAGAAGGGGGACCUUCGAAAAACCGGUCUUCCAAGAUGGGUUUAACAGCAAAUCCCAAUGGAAAACAGUCAAGCCAAGACAGCGCUUCUCCCGUGCAGUCCGAGAAGGAAGUCCACAGCAAACCAUUAGUCUUCAAACUCAAGAAUUCAUCGGAGAUUUUGAACAAAACGUGGCGGUUGGCGUCUGAGGAAGCCAGCUAUGAAGUCAUCCAAAAUGCAGAAGAAGACACGCCUGGUCGUAAGCUCGGGCACCCCGAGACUGGCUCAAGGACCUGGGGAGAAAACGCCCGCCUCACCAACCAGCACCGAGAGCAGAGAGACCACCUAGAAUUUUCUGGAACGAAACACAGACCGCUCCAUGCUGGACAGGACGGGAGACACGGUGGGUUGAGGAAGAGCUCGCUUUUCGUAAGGACACGGAAGAAGAAAAGGGAACAGAAGUUUCCUCACCAUGCUCCUCUCUCUCCUAGAGGCUUCCCUCCUCACAGAAGAAGUCCCAGCACAACAGACAGGACACCGGUUCCUUCCCCAUUGGCCCACACACUCAAUAGAACCUCUCUCCUCACAGAACUCAAUCAGACCUUACCCGUGAUUCUUGACCCGAGAAUUACACAUUCACUUCUUGACAAGAGUCAACAGUCACCACAUGACACCAGUCAGAUGAGCUCCCCUCCAAAUAUCUCCUCAGCGGUGACCCCAGAGGAACAGAUUCAAUCAUCCCCAAUUCAAGAUCAACCAGUCUCCACCUCAGACCCUACUCACAGAGCUUCUUCAGGGUUCAACCGGUUGCCCAAAAAUGAGUCCUUUUCUACUCACUUUGAUAAAAGAUUGUCUGCCUUGAAGCCUGAAGUCAGGCCAGCAGCCUUCUCUCCAAAUGUCAGUCAGUCAUCCCUCUUAGGCCUCCGUAAGACCACCCUUUCGCCAGAUUUCGAUGAAACCACCUUCUCCGAAGACCUUGGUGAGAACACUUUUCCCCCAGACCUUGGUGAGACCACUUUGUCCCCAGACCUCAGUGAGACCACCCUUUCCUCAGACCUCAAUGAGACCACCUUUUUCUCAGACCUUGAUGAGACCACCUUUUCCUCAGACCUCAGUGAAACCACAAUUUCCUCAGACCUCAGUGAGACCACCCUUUCCUCAGACUUUAGUGAGACCACUCUUUCCUCAGACCUCAGUGAGACCACCCUUUUCUCAGACUUCAUUGAGACCACCUUUUCCCCAGACCUCAGUGAGACCACCUUUUCCUCAAACCUUGAUGAGACCACCCUCUCCUCAGACUUUGAUGAGACCUCCCUCUCCUCAGACCUUGAGAACACCCUUCCCGUAGACCUUGAUGAGACCACCCUUUCCUCAGACUUCGAUGAGACCACUCUCUCCCCAGAACUGACCCUGGAAAAAUUUUCCUCAAACUUCAGAGAGGUAACCCUUUCCCCAGACCUCUCCCGGGACACCAUUUCCUCAGACCUCAGUGAGGUAACCCUUUCCCCAGACCUCUUCUGGGAGAAGACUUCCUUCGAUCUCUAUGAGGAGACAUUUCCCCAAGACCUGGGUGGGUUGAUGUUCCCCCCAGACCUUGACUGGAACACUCCUUCCUCGGACUUCAGUGAGACAACACAUACUCCUAUAGGCAACACAUGGUCUCCUACCGAGACAGUGACAUCUGGCCUGACCCAGUCCCCGCCUCUUCCAGAACGUGGUCGGAUGUUGCCCACUCCUGACCGCGACCAGAAGCCAUCUCCAGGGUUGAGUGACCUUGGACUGAGAGACUUGAACCCACCAGUGAUCGUGGGCCUCAGGAAAGAUGACGGAGAUUAUGUCGAGUAUGUUCCCAGGAGGAAGGUGGUGACCAGUGAAGAGGAAGUUGUGGAAAUGGAUUACGUGACCUACGAUGACCCUUACCAAACUGACAUGCGGACCGACAUCAAUUCCUCCAGGAACCCGGAACACAUUGCCGCCUUUUAUCUCCGGAGCAACACCGGAAACAGGAAGUACUAUUACAUUGCGGCUGAAGAGAUAGUCUGGGAUUAUGCCAAAUUCGCACAAAGUGAAAUGGAGAAUGAAGACACAGCUGACAUGCCAGAAAACACAGUAUACAAGAAGGUGGUUUUCACGAAGUACCUGGAUAACUCAUUUACCAAGCGAGACCCCCGGGGCGAGUAUGAAGAGCACCUGGGCAUUCUCGGUCCCGUCAUCAGGGCCGAAGUGGGUGACGUGAUCCAGGUGCGCUUUAAGAACCUCGCCUCCAGACCCUUUUCUCUGCACGUCCACGGGCUCUCCUACGAAAAGUCGUCCGAGGGCAAGACGUACGAAGAUGACUCCCCCGAGUGGUUCCGUGAGGACAACGCCGUGCCACCCAAUAGUAGCUACACAUAUGUGUGGCAUGCCACCGACCGCUCGGGCCCCGAGACUCCGGGCUCCGCAUGCCGCGCCUGGGCCUAUUACUCGGCCGUGAACACGGAGAAGGACAUCCACUCCGGCCUCAUCGGCCCGCUCCUCAUCUGCCGCCCGGGGACGCUGAACAAGGAGACCAACCUGCCCCUGGACAGGCGCGAGUUCGUGCUGCUCUUCACGGUCUUCGACGAGAGGAAGAGCUGGUACCACGAGAACAGGCCGCAGAGGCCCUGGGACCCCCCGGCCACCGAGGAAAGCCCCGCCCAGGAGUUCCACACCAUCAACGGGCUCAUCUACAAGGUGCCCGGCCUGCGGAUGUACGAGCAGGAGUGGGUGCGGCUGCAGCUGCUAAACGCGGGCAGCUCGCGAGACAUCCACGUGGUGCAUUUCCACGGCCAGACCCUGCUGGAGAACGGCACGCAGCAACACCAGCUGGGCACCUGGCCCCUGCUGCCCGGCUCCUUUAAAACUCUUGAAAUGAAGGCAUCGAAGCCCGGCUGGUGGCUUCUCGACACGCAGGUUGGACAGAACCAGAGGGCCGGCAUGCAGACACCCUUCCUCAUCAUAGACAAAGAAUGCAGGAUGCCGAUGGGACUCAGCACGGGCAUCAUAACUGACUUGCAGGUCACGGCUUCUCAGCACCAGAAUUAUUGGGAGCCUAAACUAGCAAGACUGAACAACGGCGGAUCCUAUAACGCUUGGAUCGCAGACAAGCCUCUGGAAGAAUUCGCCCUGAAACCUUGGAUCCAGGUGGACAUGCAGAGGGACGUCGUGAUCACGGGGAUCGAGACCCAAGGCGCAAAGCACUACCUAAAACCGUACUACACCACCGAGUUCCAGAUGGCUUACAGCUCCGACCGCUCCAACUGGAGGAUCUUCAAAGGAAGCAGCCCAAAGAGCAAGAUGCAUUUUUCUGGCAAUUCGGACGCUUCGACAAUCAAAGAGAAUCGGCUGGACCCCCCGGUGGUGGCGAGAUACGUGCGGAUCUCGCCGACCCGCUUCUACGGCAGGCCGGCCCUGCGCCUGGAACUGCAGGGGUGUGAGGUGAAUGGCUGCUCCACGCCGCUGGGGAUGGAGACUGGGCACAUCAAGGACGAGCAGAUCACAGCUUCGUCCUUCAAGAAGUCCUGGUGGGGGGAUUACUGGAAGCCCGCCCGGGCCCGUCUCAAUGCGCAGGGCCGCGUGAACGCCUGGCAACCCAAGGCCAACAACCACAAACAGUGGCUGCAGAUUGACCUGCUUAAAGUCAAGAAGAUCACGGCCAUCGUCACCCAGGGGUGCACUUCGCUGUCCUCGGAGAUGUACGUCAGAAGCUACACCAUCCAAUACAGCGACCAGGGAGUGAAGUGGAAGCCGUACCGGCAAAAGUCCUCCAUGGUGGACAAGAUUUUCGAAGGGAACAGCAACACGAAAGGCCACGUGAGGAACUUUUUCAACCCGCCCAUCAUCUCAAGGUUCAUCCGCAUCAUCCCCAAGUUGUGGAAUCAGAGCAUCGCGCUCCGCCUGGAAAUUUUCGGCUGUGACAUUGACUAGAGUAGAAUCCCCUGGGCGUGGGCGAUGCCUUUUAUAGCUCUUUUCAGCAGUGCUCACGUCCCCCUGUCCCCUUAUUUCCUGCUAGCAAAUAUCGAGUUUAUAUACAGAACCUUUAUCGUGUGACCCUGGGGCACCUUAAGGGACCCAAUGACUCACUAUUCAGUCUGCAUAAAACUGAAGGCUGGAGCAAUAGCACAGCGGGGAGGGCGUUUGCCUUGCACGCGGCCAACACGGGUUCGAUUCCCAGCAUCCCAUAUGGUCCCCUGAGCAUCACCAGGGGUAACUCCUGAGUGCAGAGCCAGGAGGAACCCCUGUGCAUAGCCAGGUGUGACCCAAAAAAGAAAAAUAAAAAAAUUUAAAAAAAAAACUGAAGACAGGUCGAACGGAUCAAGAACCUACAAGAAACUGGUUCAUCUCCUGCUGUGAUUAAAAGUACGUUCUACUCAUCAAAGUGUCCACACGGUCUCAUUACUGUUCUUUGGCGACUUGCUUCAAGGGAUUCGGCUACGUCUUUGUUUUGCUUUAAAAGAACUAUGAUUUGGGGCCAGAGUGAUGGCCCAGCGAGGAGGGCAUUUGCCUUGCACACGGCUGACCCCGGUUCAAUCCCCGGCAUCCCAUAGGGUCCCCUGAGCACUGCCAGGAGUGAUUCCUGAGUGCAGAGCCAAGAGUCAGCCCCGAGCAUUUCUGGGUGUGGCCCCAAACUAAAAACAAACAAACAAACAAAAACCUAUGAUUUAAGAGCAAAGGAGACCAAAUUUCCCCUUUCUUUUUUCUUGAGAGCAAACAGAAGAGCCCAGUGCGAAGGAAAACCCUGUGUGUGGAAUACCCAUUUGGGGGGCUUGGGGGCCCACCCAGCAGUACCCAGGGCUGACUCCGGGCUCUGUGCCCAAGGAUCACUCCUGGCAGGGCUUGAGGCAUCCUAUGCGAUGCCAGGGAUCGAACCAACGAUAGCAAUGUGCACAGUAAGCACCUAACCCUCUGUCCUGUCUCUCCAAG
Messenger RNA from Sorex fumeus (smoky shrew), 7521 nucleotides. RefSeq names its product coagulation factor V (gene F5). The record is from RefSeq and is a predicted model, not a curated record. Gene Ontology annotation, molecular function: copper ion binding. Lineage: Eukaryota; Metazoa; Chordata; Mammalia; Eulipotyphla; Soricidae.